AUGCAUGCUGCUCCUGAUGCUGCAGUGGGCCGAUGCUGCCGAACAAUACUUGGCGACACUGCAACGGAUGAGCUGUUGGGUCAGCUUCUCCGGCAGCAUCAGAAGGACGACUACGACAAGUACCUGCAAAAGUCAGACUACACUCAAGAGCCAGCUGACUUGCCAAGCGAGGCAACCAAAGAGCCAGAGGCACAGCAGGCCGUGACAAGUGAGUCACUUGAGACAAGUGGGGGCGGGAGCCUGCCCCCGACUUCUGCGGACAGCAAUGCCGAGGAGGCAGACGCCUCGAAUCAUUCAGAGGCAGUGCUUUCCCAGAGUGACACCCCAGCGACAGUGGAAGCCACUGCAGUCGAUGAGCCAAUUCCAGGAGCAGAGGAAGCUGCCAAAGAUGCAGCUGAAGAAGCAGAAAGUAUCGCCAGAAAGGAAAAGCUUGAGGCCAUCGUGCUUGGCCGAAAAGAGGUGCGGGACGAAGCCAGCAGGGAGAGAUGGAAGCAGGUUGAAGAUGAUGAUGACUCAGGCGAUGAAGCGCUUGGUAUUCUGUCCAGCCUUGGGCGGUCCAUGAGUACAUGGGCAAGUGUCGCAUUCAUUGGUUUCUCGUUCACGAUGAGUAGCGACCCCACAGUGGCAGGGCGGCAAAUUGCUAACCUUUGUAGAAGCAAAGGAGGCAUUUACGUCAAGGCUGCUCAGAGUGCUUCCUCAAUGGACUAUGCAUUCCCGAAGGAGAUCCUCGAAGAGUUUCAGUCUUUGCAGGAUUCUGCUGAUGCACAGCCCUGGAGUGAAAUUGCCGAGCGUGUGGAGAAGCACACGCCUGGCGGUAUCAACAUGAUGUACGACUCGUUUUCUGAGGAUCCCGUGAACGCUGCAUCUAUAGCACAAGUGCACGUGGCCCACAGGAAGACUGGGGACAAGGUCGCAGUCAAGAUCCUUCGCCGGAACAUGGGAAAAACCUUCAAGCAUGACGUAAGCGACUAUCUGGGUCUCUUGGGAAUGUACGAGUCCGCGACAGGAAUUCCUGUCAAAUGGAUGAUGGAGUGGGCCAUGGAAGAGCUCAAGAAGGAGCUCGACUUUCGCAUAGAAGCCGACCUCCAGGAACAGUGUCACAAGUUCCUCAACACCCACAGAGAGCUUCAGGGGCGCCUGACUGUCCCAGUUCUUCAUUCAGAGCUUUGUUCACGACGGUUGCUGGUCAUGGAGUACAUUGAUGGUUGCAAAAUCAUUAAUGCUCCGUCUUACUUCGAUGACUGGGAUUAUGCGCGAGAUGUUCCAGCUCUACACGAAGCGCUUGAGACAUGGCACGCCAUGCAGCUGUUUCUCACAGGAUGCUUCCAUGGUGAUCCUCAUCCGGGCAACGUCCUGGUAAGACGCCGCUCAGGCUCCGUGCCAAAGGGACAAAGCCCAUUCCAGGUGGUCGUCAUUGACCAUGGAGGGUACUACACGCUAGACGACGAGACCAGGAAGAAGUAUGCAGAGGUUUGGAGCAUGAUGGACGAGCCCAAGAACGAUGCACAGAAGAUAGCCAGGCGGGCUCGGCUCAAGGAUAUUAUGGCUGGCUGGGGAGUGGGCCACACCUCACGUUUUGUCAUUGAGCAGAUGUUCAAUGGCUCGUUUGGUGCUGCAGAUCCCACUGCCUCGAUUACGGAGAAUGGCGAAGCUCGUCGGCACCGCUGGAACUGGAUGCAUCAGAAAACUGAUGACUUGGGGCCGCCAAUUUUCGAAGACACGUCCAAGAUGCCACCUGCCCUCAUGAAGGCGUUCGGGGUUGGCAAUUUCACGCGGAACGCGUGGAGUGUUUUGUCCAAGGGGCGGAAGGAGCUGCGCGGCUGGGACUUCUGCAAGGUCCGUGUUGGCAUCAUGAUCCAAUGGGCUCGGAAGUGUCCGGGCGCGCGCAGGGCACCCUGA
Molecule: messenger RNA, 1899 nt
Organism: Symbiodinium pilosum
Lineage: Eukaryota; Dinophyceae; Suessiales; Symbiodiniaceae
Source: the annotation of a GenBank genome assembly